CAUUGGCGCUCGUUGCUAGCGACUGAACUGCUUAGAGUCAGCCAGUCAACUGCCAGUCGAUAGUGAACGUGCUAGUUUUUGGGGUUAUUCAAGCACACUUUUUCUGUUGGAUAUACGAAGCUAGCUUUACAGCCGAAAAAGUUAUUCACAUAGUUCUUGGCUGUCAAAGCCUAGUCCAAUCCCACACAUUGUACAGAAACAUCCUACUUGACCUACAAAAUGUCCCUGUCACGUCACUAUCAUGUUGUGUGCUGGUGUUCGAAUUCUCUGUACGCUCAAUUGCAGAACACAACAACAGGGAUAGCAAAUUUUAAUAGAUUAUUAUUUCCUAAACCUCCUCCUGAAACCCAACUUAGAUAUUUCAGUUGGACAGUAUCAAAUUGGAGCAGAGCACCAGAUAUUUCUUCAGACUUCAGUAGGGAAACCAUUUCGCCAACUACCUUACAUUCUUUACAAUUUGAAAACCUAGACCAGAAUUUCCAAAACUUGGAUUACUUGGUCGAUGUACAAGAACGAAAACUCAAACCACUGGAAGAAUGUACAGAAGACUUGUCUUACAUCACUCCAGAUUUUCCCGUGUCUUUCAACUUUGCUGGUUAUGCCAACAAGUCUCCGAUGAUUCAGAAACUUGUACAGUUGGGUGUAGAUUUUUCAAAACUGGAACGAAGGAAGGGUAUUAUGAAGUUUCUCCUACCCUUGGACUUUGAGAAAGAUAUGAACUUGCACCUAAGAUUCUUAAAUGAUUGCGGAGUCUCUGUGGAUCAACUGGGAUAUUUUCUUACCAAAAAUCCGCUUAUUUUUAAGGAAGAUUUAGAUGAUCUUCACACCAGGAUUCGAUAUCUCCGAGCACAUAAAUUCACUCUGGAAAUGAUAAGCAGAAUUGUUGGUCGGAAUCCAUACUGGCUCAUGUUUAGCACAAAACGGAUUGAUGCCAGACUCGGAUAUUUUCAGAGAAACUUCUCACUCAAUGGUCGUGACGUUAGAAUACUGGCAACUAAACAACCGAGACUUAUUACUUACAGUUUAGCUGCUGUUCGAGAGAAUAUAUUCGCCGUUGCAGAAGAGAUGGGAUUUUCUCAGGAUGAACAGCGGCAAAUUCUUUUGGAACAACCUCAGAUUUUCAUGAAAAGCCGAUCACACCUUGUCGAGUUGUUUGACUUUGCGCACAACAUAAUGAAACUCCCACAUGAUAUUAUAGCAGAGCAGCCGCAUAUUCUCACCUGCAGAUUACACAGGCUCAGACAGAGACACAUGUUCCUUGUCACACAAGACAGGGCGCAGUAUGACCCUCAAAAACCAAUGUACGUCUCGCUAAAAGCUCUGGUCAGCAAAUCUGACGCAGAGUUCAGCAUGGAUGUUGCCAAAACGACAGUACAGAUCUUUAACAUGUUCUUGAAAACGCUCUAAUUAAUAUUCAUGUAAUUACUAGUAAAUAAAUAAAUUUAUUCAACUAGCAAA
Molecule: messenger RNA, 1458 nt
Organism: Athalia rosae (coleseed sawfly)
Lineage: Eukaryota; Metazoa; Arthropoda; Insecta; Hymenoptera; Athaliidae
Gene: mTerf3
Product: transcription termination factor 3, mitochondrial
Exons: 2
Coding region: 220-1407 (395 amino acids)
Biological process (GO): mitochondrial ribosome assembly; regulation of DNA-templated transcription
Cellular component (GO): mitochondrion
Molecular function (GO): double-stranded DNA binding
Source: RefSeq, a predicted model, not a curated record